AUGCGGAAAACCUUUAAUAAGACACUUAUCGGGUCUCUAAAGUCUAUCGGUGGACAUAAUACGGAUUAUCUGUUAGAAGUAGAUCCGCAUAAUUCAAGUCAAAUAUUUAGCAGACAAAUACUGAACAAAUACCGAUCAGAAGAAAACAGUUCUUUGUUUGUCAGCAAUGGAUGGAAAAGACAGAUCAAGUACUUAGAGUUAUCUGUUUUUGUUGACAACAAAGCGUAUGAAAAUUUAUUAUCUCAUGAUUUAAUUAAAAGUGAAGACAAAUUUCAUGAAUUAAUACUUUCAUAUAUAAGUCAAAUACAAGCCAUUUAUUCUCAUAAGUCAUUUGCACCAAAAUUUGUCAUAAAUUUAGUCAAAAUUGAAAUACAAAAAGAAAACAUUUUUUCUGAAACCGAUGGAAAUAGAGAUAAACUGUUAAAAAAGUUCUGCAAAUAUCAGGAACUGUUAAAUACUGAAUCAGAUUCCGAUCCCAAGCACUGGGAUAUGGCUUUACUAUUAACAGGAUAUGAUUUAUAUGUGAUUAGAGACCAUGAAAUUAAAGAUUAUAACUCUCUUGGAUUGGCAUCAGUGUCUGGCAUAUGUACUCUCGACAGAAAUUGUGUAAUCAGUGAAUUUAGUCCAUCGCUUGACAUUUCAGCCCCGAUUUGGCCCUCUUCUGGUCUCAUGUCAACCUGGGCUGCGGCUCAUGAAAUGGCACACAAUUUAGGAAUAUUACACGAUGGCUGGCCAUUCAAUAUUGAGUGUCCACCAAAUGGUUUCAUAAUGUCCAGCAGUCGUGGUACUCGAGGAGAAACCAAUUGGUCCAAGUGUUCGGCUGUAAACUUUCAACAGACAUCUACUGAAUGUUUAGACGAUAAACCAGAAAAUGUUAGUGAAGUUUACAAUUAUAAUAAAUAUGACUUAAGACCGGGAACUGUAUGGGACGCAGACAAACAAUGCCAACUGUUUCUUAGAGAUAACAAAGCCUAUCAAUUUCCAAAAACCGACGCUAGAAUAUGCAAUGAAACCAUACACUGUUCAACUCCUAAAAGAACCGGAUCUUAUUCAUCUGGACCAGCACUGGAGGGAACCAAUUGUGGUGAUAAUAGUUGGUGUGUAGACGGCAAUUUUAAUCUCUGA
Molecule: messenger RNA, 1125 nt
Organism: Oppia nitens
Lineage: Eukaryota; Metazoa; Arthropoda; Arachnida; Sarcoptiformes; Oppiidae
Product: A disintegrin and metalloproteinase with thrombospondin motifs adt-2-like
Exons: 4
Coding region: 1-1125 (374 amino acids)
Biological process (GO): proteolysis
Molecular function (GO): metalloendopeptidase activity
Source: RefSeq, a predicted model, not a curated record